UGCGCCGGCCAGCGCGGGGAGCCCGGGGACCCGGCGCAACUUGCCGGCCGGCCUGAGGAGUUGGAGCGGCCGCGAGCUCAGCGCCGCGGCGCCCGGCCGCCUUUCUUCCCCCUCGCAAGACGCCCCCCCCCCCGGCUCCCUCCGGUUCGGCCUUGGGGGAGGGGGCUCGUGUGCACCCCCCCUCCGCGGAGGCCCGGUCUGCCCCCGCCGGCUCCCGCCCCCGCGGAAUCGCGCAACUUCCCGGGAGCCGGGGCCAAAGUGAGCGCAAAGUGCUGCCCAAGUUGCCGGGAUGGAGCUGCAGAGUCGGCCCGAGGCGCUCGCCGUGGAACUCGCGCGCCACCAGAACGGCGACCUCAAGAAGCAGCUCCACGAAAGGCAACCGCGGAUCGCCGCGCUCAGCGACAAACAAGCUUUGGGAGCCAUCACUGCAGUGCCUGUCACGGGUCCUCAGGUCAGCUCCUUGCAGAGGCUGGCCGGGCAAGGAGCGGCGGUGCUACCUCAGGUUAGGCCAAAGACUCUGAUUCCAGACAGCCUCCCCGUCACCCCAGGCCGGGACCGGCCACCCAAGCAGCCCCCGACGUUCCAGAAGGCCACCGUGGUCAGUAUCAAGAACCCCAGCCCAGCCCUCCCCACCGCCAACAACACCGUGAGCCAUGUGCCAGCGCCCGGCAGCCAGCCCCAGGCCCUCGCUGAGCCCGCCGCCGUCGCCUCUCCCCUGAGCAGUGCCGGGGUGGCUUACGCCAUCAUCUCCACCGCCCCCAGCAAUGCCGCCGCCAUCGCCCCCAGCACCGCGGUGUCUGUGGUCAGCGACAGCGUCAAGGUCCAGCCCCUCCUCAUCAGCGCCGACAAGAAGGUCAUCAUCAUCCAGCCUCAGGUGCAGACGCAGCCCGAGAGCACGGCGGAGCCGCGGCCGCCCACAGAGGAGCCAUCUCAGGGAGCUCAGGCGACCAAAAAGAAGGAGGAGGACCGGCCCCCAAGCCAGGAGAACCCCGAGAAAAUCGCCUUCAUGGUAGCUCUGGGCCUGGUCACAACAGAGCACUUGGAAGAAAUCCAGAGCAAACGCCAAGAGCGGAAGAGAAGAAGCACAGCGAAUCCCGCUUACAGUGGCCUCCUGGAGACAGAGAGGAAACGGCUGGCGUCCAACUAUCUCAACACCCCCCUGUUCCUCACAGCAAGAGCCAAUGAGGACCCCUGCUGGAAGAGCGAGGUCGCCCAUGAUGAGCACUGUGCCGCCUGCAAGCGAGGGGCCGACCUGCAGCCCUGUGGCACCUGCCCGGGGGCCUACCACCUCAGCUGCCUGGACCCGCCCCUCAAGACAGCGCCCAAGGGCGUGUGGCGGUGCCCCAAGUGCCAGCAGAAGGCCUUAAAGAAAGACGACGGUGUGCCCUGGACCGGGAUGCUGGCCAUUGUGCACUCCUACGUCACCCAUAAGACGGUCAAGGAAGAAGAGAAGCAGAAGCUGCUACAGAGAGGCAGUGAGCUACAGAGCGAGCACCAGCAGCUGGAGGAGCGGGACCGGCGCCUGGCCGCGGCCGUGAAGAAAUGCCUAGAGCUUAAGACGAGCCUGCUGGCCCAGCAGAGGGGCACCCAGUUGUCCUUGGACCGCCUGCGGACCCUCCUGAGACUGAUACAGGGUGGGCAGAGGCUGCAGGUCACCAUGGCAACCACCAGCCCUGCCCCGCUGCUGGCCGGGCCCUGGACCAAGCCCCCAGCCGCAGCCAUGCACUCUGCCCUCCAGCACCCCCAGGGGCACAACUGACCCCGCGGGACCGGCUUCACACCCACAGAAGGUUCCUGGGACCCCGCUCAGCAGACCUGAGGUUUCUGUCCGCCUUAAUUCAUAAACACUAUGAAUUUCAGAUGAAAAUAAAACCCAGCCGAGAGAGAGAGAGAGAAAAGAAGGGAGAAGGAACCGGGUGGAAGUCCUAGAGCCAGGACCGGAGGGGAUGGAGCCCUCCUGUCCACGUUCGGACGGGACUCCAAGGA
Molecule: messenger RNA, 1986 nt
Organism: Lontra canadensis (Northern American river otter)
Lineage: Eukaryota; Metazoa; Chordata; Mammalia; Carnivora; Mustelidae
Gene: PHF21B
Product: PHD finger protein 21B
Exons: 13
Coding region: 290-1759 (489 amino acids)
Source: RefSeq, a predicted model, not a curated record